AUGACAGAAGUUAAUUUACAAGAACAAGAAGCUAUUACUGGUGUGGAAGUUAUAGAGCAAUGGAUUACUACCAAAGAUGGAGUUCCUAUUUAUUCAAAGACUUGGAAGGCAAUUUCCUCUCCUCCAAUCGCGACGGUAAUUUUUAUUCAUGGGGGUGGAGAACACAUUUCUCGUUAUAAUUAUGUAUUUUCCAAAUUUUCCAGUAAGAAUGUUGAGGUAUUUGCUUACGAUCAACGAGGAUUUGGACAAACUGCAGUUCGAAAUAAUAAUCCGGGAGAUACAGGUGGUUGGGAUGUGGCCUUGGAUGAUAUCAAUGAAGUCAUAAUAUCUCAGAGAAAACCUGGAAUUCCUCAAUUUUUGAUGGGUCAUAGUAUGGGCGGCGGUUUAGCAUUACAUUAUGCCAGUUAUGGACCAGAAAAGGAUAAUUUAGCUGGCUUCAUCAUUAGCGCUCCACAUAUUGCACCUAUUAGUGCAUUAGCUAAAGUGGGUAAUUUUGCAAAUAUGAUUGUACCAAAAUUGCCCAUACCACUCCCUCUUUAUCCCGAAGAUAUGACUCAUGACAAAGAUAUUCAAAAAAAACUUCGUGAAGAUCCAUUGAAUUUUAAAACUCUUUCCGUGAACACAGUUGUGACUAUGGUAUCCAAAGGAAAAGAAUUACUAGAUAGUAAAUAUGUAAGCAUAACUUCGCCAAUUUACAUUUGUCAUGGAUCAGAAGAUAAAGUUACUUCCCACGAUUCUUCGAAAGAAUUAUACGAAAAGAUCCCUUCCCAAGAUAAAACUUUUCGUUCAUGGCCAGGACUUUAUCAUGAACCGCAUAACGAAUUUGAAAAGGAUCAGGUCAUCGACGAUUACCUUCAAUGGAUUCUUGCUCGU
Diversispora eburnea is the source of this 873-nucleotide messenger RNA. The record is from the annotation of a GenBank genome assembly. Lineage: Eukaryota; Fungi; Glomeromycota; Glomeromycetes; Diversisporales; Diversisporaceae.